AGUCGCCAUUUCUCUUCUUUGUGAAUCAUACCUAUGACUAGAAAGUCCUCAUUAUUUGCAGUCACUUCCAAUAUGCCAAAAAAGAAUACCACUCAAACAAAGGCCCCCUCCAAAACCCAGACACGCUGGGCGGACAAUGACGAUAUGGAAAACGACUUAUAUUCCAUAUCAUGCUUCGGACAGCAAGUGAAAGACCCACCUGCUCCAAGUAUUCACGUUCGAAAGCCUGUAGUGAAAUCCGUGUAUGACUUGGACGACUUCGACUCGGAGCAAAUGCCCGUGAAAGCUUUUGGCAGAGGACGCAUGAUGCAGAACAUUAAAGGCUCGGACUUUUUAAAACGUACAUCCGAAAUUUCGCAGGAGAUACGAUUGACCCAGAGCGGUUAUGGAUAUUGCAAUGACCAAAUCGAGCACGCUCUCAACUGUGAUACAAUUCAGUCGAGCGUGAGAUCCUCCCCACAGUUGUCAGAGACGGCUUCAAGAUCGUCCACCCCCAACAAUGUAGCUACUAGCCGUCCUCUUAUGCCUUUGUGUGACAUUGUACGUAGCGGUGUACGUGCUAGAAAGGUGGAUGUUCACACCCCUACGGAGAAGAACCCUAUAAACCUGAGCUCUUUGAAAGAGUUUCCUAAAUUGUAAUUGUCGAGACUAAUUUAUUAUUUUUACUCGGCGAUUGAAUCUAAAAUUUUAUUUAUUGAUGACAUUCUGGGAAUUCUGUGCAGUACAGCUACUCCAUGAAGACGUACAUGUACAGGGUAAUUGAGAAUUUAUGUAGAUAGGUAGCUGUAAUUUUAUUGUUAUUCUGUGAGAAUGUAGUCUUCCCUUACCAGCUCUAAAUGGGAGCGAAUGGCUUCCUUUUUACCAUUUGUUUGAAUCUCUUUGUGCUGUACUGUCACAAUUCCGGGAAUGAUAAAAUAUAUUUAUUUUUGCGACUGAUGUAGUUUAAUCUACUUGUAUUUAUAGGAUUUAUCUUUUUGUUAUAGUUGUGGGGGGUUUUAUCUCAAACCCCACAAAAUAUUUGCAAAUUCACUAUGUUUGGGGUGAGAUCAAUGCCAGUGUACAUAAAGAAAGCAUUUGAGUGAUAGUAGACAUAGGUAGUUGCUAGUAGAAGUACUUCAUUUCAAAACACACUCAGCUUGAUUAUGUUUUCUGGAAAUUCUCAUUCAAUAAGACAAUUUUGUUAACAAGACAAACUGAAAAUGACAGAAGUGCUUGUAAUUGAAGCUAAACUAAACAUUUCUAAUUUUAGAAGCACUGUGAUAUUUUUAUACUUAAGACCAAAUAAAUAUAUAUAUUGUUCUCA
Messenger RNA from Photinus pyralis (common eastern firefly), 1303 nucleotides. RefSeq lists its product as uncharacterized. The transcript is spliced from 4 exons. The coding region runs from base 34 to 639 and encodes 201 amino acids. The record is from RefSeq and is a predicted model, not a curated record. Lineage: Eukaryota; Metazoa; Arthropoda; Insecta; Coleoptera; Lampyridae.